This is a messenger RNA of Rhopilema esculentum, 3585 nucleotides long. The record is from RefSeq and is a predicted model, not a curated record. Lineage: Eukaryota; Metazoa; Cnidaria; Scyphozoa; Rhizostomeae; Rhizostomatidae.
GGAAUAGGGAUGGGUGCUAGCGGCAAUAGCUCUCGGGGCUAGCGUACUCAACUGUCGACAGAAAUAUGCAAAGUAAACUUCCAUUUUAGUGAGAAUCAAUCUAUACAAUAAAAGAAGUACAUCAUACUUUAUUCUUUAAUUUACUGUUCUAAAAGAGAUGCCUUUAAGUUUGUAAAUGCUGCACAAAUUGUCACAAUAUCGUCACAUAAUGGUAGUAAUAGAAUAGGUAACUGCAUCUUUAAAAUUCGGUAUUCUUUUAUUCUUCUUAUUGCCUUUUCAACAAAAAUUCUCAGGUUCGCCACUUUAGAAGUAGUUGCAACGUCGGAUUUUUUCAUUUGAAAACUGCCAUGGGUUGAGGGGGGGAUGAUCAAUGUUGUUUGAUAAUACUCAAGGUUUUCUCGUAUUUUGAAGCCUCUAUCUGCCAUAACCUGAUCGUUAGGUAAAAGGUUUCUUGCCAGACCACAAUCUUCUGUUAUGUAAAUGUCUGUUGCCCUUCCACCAUAGCAAUCUGACAAGAAGCUUAUUGCGCCAUUUGGCAUAUACCAACCAAAAACUAGUGAUGCUUGUAUUGGCUCCAACAAAUAGCAGCAAGCUCUAGACUUGAUGGUGUUUCGAUGAACACUUCAGUGCAGUCAAUAAUUACUCUGCAUUUUGGAAAAUAUUUCCGAAAACCAUCAGGUCGAUAUCUCAUGACUGCGCUUCUGUCUGCCCACUUGAUCAAACCCCUGAACUCCAAAGACAUAACUCGUAUCCAUGUGUAAAGAAUAGAAGUCACAAGGCCAACCGAAACACCAAAUCUGUAAGCGAGGUCCUGGAUGAGUAGGUCAGAUUUAAACUUCAUUGAGACCAGCAAGAAUUCUUGCUCCAACAGUAGCUUCCUCGCAGGACCUCGUCGCAACGUUGUCAGCCCUGCCUUCUGUGCUUCAUCUUCGAAUUCUACGCUGAUGUCUUUUGGAUUUUCUCUCAGGGUCUCCUUGUCGCCUUUCCAAUACUGCAUACGGCUAGCUACAGGGAACAAAUGAUCAAAUACCAUUUUAAACAUAGCUGAAUCCUCAAACACUGUGUAAAAAUGAACUUUCGAAUCUCUUGCAACCUGCUCAAUACAAUAUUCAGGUCCAAGGCUAAAAAAAAUUUGCUGGUUGUUUUCAUCAUCGGUUUUCUUGAUGAAGCAUCACAAGGAAAACUAAUUUUUCUUGGGCUACGACGCAGGUUUGCUUGAUCAGGUAUAGUCUUGUCCUCGGAAAGCAAUAAAUUUUAUAAAAUUUAUCAAAAAAAUUUAUCAACAUAGAAUCGUUCUUUGAAAAAGUGCCAUCAAACCAGCCAAAUCUUGAUGGUAUACCAGAGAAACUAGACAGUGGUGAUAUAACUCAGAAUGCUCUGCCAACUCAGAGGGGUUACCCUUGAUGAUGCCAAACAGAUUUGCCCGCAAACAAUUCAGCAGAAUAUUAUAGAAAGUUGGUUCCAAGAAAAAAGAAAGCAGUUAACAGCUAAAAUUUUCGGAAAGGUGUUAAAAUGACAACAAAAUAAAGAACCAGUUUCUCUUGUUUCCUCGAUUAUGGAACAGUCAACGAAAAGGCCAGUAUCAGUAGCCAUGAUAUGGGGUAUAGAAAAUGAAUUUGUAGCUAUUAAAAAGUACAUGGAGCUACGGCCAAAUUCCAUCGUGUGUGUUGUAAAGUAGGCAGAGAAGCGAAAAGGCAUUUGAUUGUAUUUUUGAACUAUUUAUAAAAACAUAACAAAAUGAACAGCAAUUUAUUUAGCCAUAAAAAACUCAAUCACAGUGUCCAGCCUUGAAUUAUGUGCAACACGCUGUUUUUAUAACCUACAUAACUCGUGACUGCAGAUCCAGGGGUACAUUCCAACACACUCCCCAGUUUGAUUGUGAAGAAAUAAUACUUUUAAAUUCGAAUACAAUUGUUAUACGAUUACGAAUACAAGUGUCCAUAUACCAAUUUCUGAACAAAUCAGGAUCUAUAUUUACGUCUUAACUCACCAAUAACUGCAGCUUUACCGGACUGUUGAUUCUGAGCAUGCGUUGUGGUAUUCUGCGCUUGCGAGUUAGUGGUUGGCGCUUGCUUCACAGUGUACUAUUGCUUUCCUUCAUUUGCUAUGAAAAAGACCAAAGUAAUAGCAUGACCGUUCUGUGGCUGAAGAAUGAGGCUCCUCUCAUGCCGUGGUAUAUUGGCUUUUGAUGAAAGGUUUGAUUGAAUGUUGCUUCACUUCACUUCAAUUCACACUCCUGUGACUAUCGCUAGGAAGGGGGAGCCUUAAAUAGAAAGGGGGUAGAGGCUCCCCCCUUCCUAGCGAUAGUCACAGGAGUGCGAAUUUAAUGCGCACAAGAGUGCAAGCAAUUUUUUUGAUCACGUGACCUGUGCGGAGCCAAUUUUUCCAUGAAGUUAAAUGAUGGUAAAACAAUUGGAGGUAAAGGUGGACUUAAAAUAUUUGCGACAAAAUGCAAAACUUCUAUGGACAGGCAAUAAGAAAUAAUAUUUGAGACAAAGACACAAUAUACAAAGGCAUUUUUCAAACACAUGGUCAGAAAUUAAAAUGAGUCUCUUGAACAACAACACUCAUCCUCUGAUACAUGGUGCAGGUUUUGGAGAAAAGAUAAAGAAUAUUGUGAUGACAAAAGGCUGCCAAGUGUCUUUUAUGAUGAACUCAAGCCACUUUUUGCAAAGCUGUCAGAAGCAAAACUGUUAAAUUAGGUGUUAAAUGGGGCUCACACAGAACCUAAAUGAAUCUGUAAAUGGUUUGUUGUGGUCCACAAAAUAAAAAAUUUUUAUUAGCAAGUGGUAAGAUUUAUAACAUGUCUUCUGAUGAACGCAGGGAAGAGAAAGAUAGCGAUUGUGACGCUUUUUCAGAAGUUUUGGAAUAUCUUCCACAGUGUCAUUCUUUGACCUGGGCAGACACUGAAUCGAGCGAGACACUUCCAGGGGCAUCAGCAAGCUUACAGCAUCCAUCUGUUUUUGGUCCGGGACAAAUACCAAUUCAACCCCGUGAGAAAGAUACGCAUGUUAGCAGUGUUGCUAAUAAACGAAAGUUCACAAUUUCAGAACAUAUAGUACGAAAUGUUCGGGCGCGAAAUGUUCUAACAGAGCUUUAUCCAAGAAUUCGCGGUGUAAGCUUGGUAGAGGCUGCAGCCGACCUGCUGACGAGUAGGGAGAAGGCGGUUUUUAGGAAAAAGCUCCAAGAAUCAGGCAUGGAAAAUGAGAACUUUCGAUACAAAGAAAUCUGCAAGUUGGCUGCGGUAAGUCAACGUUGCUUCGCACAAAUAAUGAAAAUCGACGAGCAUUUCCCUAUCCACUUUCGAUUUUCUCCAAGGAGAGAAAGAGGAUGAGCAGUAUUGUCUGUUGAGUGCAAUUGUGAAUGGCGAGGCAACGCUGAAGCACCUAAAUGCAGAAAAAAGGCAGCGGAGAUGACGAGUAGCAACAGAACAGCCCUCAACAGCUGGAAGAGAAAGAUAGCGAUUGUGACGCUUUUUCAGAAGUUUUGGAAUAUCUUCCACAGUGUCAUUCUUUGACCUGGGCAGACACUGAAUCGAGCGAGACACUUCCAGGGGCAUCAGCAAGCUUACAGCAUCCAUCUGUU